UUUGGACUCUUGUCAAUAAAAAUACCUUCCUGGUAGUUGUAGGAAUGCGUCCAGCAGAAUGAGGGGAACUCUGCAAAGAUGGAGAUCAAAGGCCAAACACGACGACCUCCGGCACCAUCCGCUAUCAAUGCAGGAGAAGCGGAGACUGAGGGAAGGGAUGCAGAUUAAGAACCCCGGCAGGACUUCUUGGGGAUCGUUUGGACGACGCGUGAAUCUCAGACCCGCGAGGGACAAAGGACUCCAAAUCCUGACGGCUUGCAAACUGUGGGAGAGAACGCUGAUCGAGAUAAGUGGGAGGUUCGGCUCCGGCAUCUGCUCCUAUUUCUCGUUCCUGCGUUCCUUGAUCCUUUUGAACUUCGCGUCCCUUAUUUUUAAUUGCGGGUUUCUCGUUAUCCCAACCCUCUCCUUCACCGAAACCGGAGUCAACCACUCAACCUCGGUAGAUGGACCCUGUGAAAACUCUCUCUCUACUCACAAAACAUCACCGGAGGGCACCUUAUUUGAUAUUUUUACAGGAGAAGGUGUACUAAAGAACUCAUUGCUAUUCUACGGGCAUUACACCAACAGAACGGCAGAUGGGUCUUUGUUUAAUAUCCGCCUGGUGUACGUUCUCCUCCCUCUCAUCUAUCUGCUGGCCUGCGGCGUUUGUCUUUUACGCUGGACCGUGCAGGGAAUUACGAAGAGGAGGGUGAGGACCCGAGAUUACACGACCCGUAUCAGCGCAAAAGUGUUUUCAGGAUGGGACUUUUGUGCCAGAGAAGAAGAGAUGUCCACCCUGAAACAGCAGAGCCUGAGCAACGACAUCAAGUCUCACCUGGCAGAGGAGCUCUGGAUAUUGGACAUGGAGGGACAAACUCUUUGUACAAGAGUCCGUGUCAUUGUCGCACGUGUGCUGAUUAACUUUAUGAUCUUAGCGCUACUGGGUGGUGCGUUUUACUCCAUUCAUCUGGCAACUGGGAUAUCACAAGACUAUCAGGAGAAAGAAGUGGCUCCUGCUCUCGGAUUAAUAAUUCAAUACCUUGUCCCUAUUGUCAUCACCUUGGUCCUUCUUAUCCUGCCGCCCAUCUUUAUGUUACUAGUGAAGUUCGAGGGUCACUCACCCAGUGCAGAGAUUACCCUGACCCUGAUAAGGUGCGUCUUCCUCAGACUGGGGACACUGGCCAUAUUCUUCUUUUCCUUGGCCCAGAACAUCCUUUGUCUCGGGAGCUCAGAGUCAUCUUGCGAGGCAUGCGGCUACAAUACAAACUUCCAGUGCUGGGAGACGUCGGUGGGACAAGAGUUCUAUAAACUUUCCGUAUUUCAUUUCUUGAAUGUGCUUGUGGACUUCCUUCUACUGCAAAUGCCACGAAGGAUUUUGGUAACCAGGUUGAAAUGGCGUGUGGUCCUUUGGCUGGGCAAGGAGAAGUUUCAGCUUCCCCAGAACGUGCUGGACACUGUCUACGGACAGACCCUGAUGUGGGGAGGUCUCUUCUAUGCCCCACUCCUUCCUUUGUUGAACAUUGUCUUCCUCUUCAUCACCUUCUAUAUCAAAAAGUUCUCGCUCUACCGAUUGUGUGAUCCUUCCCAUAAAUUCUUCCGUGAAUCCACCUCCCGGAUCCUGUUUUAUUUCGUGCUGUUUCUGGGACUUCUGACCACUUUUCUACCCUUGAUCUAUAUGGUGACAAGCGUCCGUCCGUCUCGAUCCUGUGGCCUCUUCACCGACCACAGCACCGCGUGGGAGGUUGUCCACAACAGCACGAUGUCGAUACUGCCGCCUAUGGCCAUCACAACGCUGAGCCACCUAUCAUCAGAUCUUCUCCCAAAAUCUUUACUGAUCAUCCUCAGUAUAACGCUCACCUCGUACGUCUCCCGUGUACGGCAGCAUGAAGAGAUCAUCGAAGACCUGAAGGUUCAUUUGGCUCACCAAAUACAAGACAAAGAGUUUCUGGUUAGAAAAUUGAGGGAGGAGGACAUCCUCGGCCAACAGGAGUUGGACAACCACGCAGAAGACCACCGUGGGCUCAACUGAUGCGUAUUCAAUAUCCACAUAUGUUUCCUCCAUGUGUUAUUGGGUUCCUGCUUGAACGCUGGUUACUAAAUAAAGGAUACCUUGUUCU
Spea bombifrons (plains spadefoot toad) is the source of this 2096-nucleotide messenger RNA. It is a transcript of the gene TMC8, whose product is annotated as transmembrane channel like 8. Gene Ontology annotation, molecular function: mechanosensitive monoatomic ion channel activity. Lineage: Eukaryota; Metazoa; Chordata; Amphibia; Anura; Pelobatidae. The transcript has 15 exons. The record is from RefSeq and is a predicted model, not a curated record. The coding region runs from base 59 to 2008 and encodes 649 amino acids. Gene Ontology annotation, cellular component: plasma membrane.